AUGACGCGCGCCAUCUUCCUCAUGGCCGACUAUGGCCAUGACCCAACAGAGACCGCCCUGCCCUGGAGCGUGUUUCGCGCCGCCAACAUCGAGACCUAUUUCGCCACAGAAACUGGCAAUCCGCCCAAGUGCGACUCCAUGAUGCUCGAGGGCUGGACUGGAAGCUUGUUGGGUGCGCCCGCCGCUGCUAAAACUGCUUAUCGCGAGCUCGAGGUGUCCGCGGAAUUCACGAAACCUCUUUCAUGGACUGCAUCGGAUUUCAGCUUGAAGGAAUAUGAUGUUGUGUUCUUGCCGGGAGGACAUGAGAAGAGUGUCAGCGCCAUCAUUGACUCGAAGUCGGUGCACAAGUUACUGGCUGAGUACUUCCCUCUCACCAAAAAAGCGUCCACUACUGGGCCACCAAAGGUACUGGCGGCGAUCUGUCACGGCGUGAUGGUGCUUUCUAGCGCUGAGGGAGCAGACGGCAAAAGUCUGUUAGAUGGAGUCACGACGACAGGGCUACCACACAUGAUGGAGCAGGGUAUUUUCUGGGCCACGAGGCCGUUCUUGGGCGACUAUUACAAGACAUACGGAGCGGGAAGCGACAGCGUAGAGACCUCGGUGACGAAAUGUGGGGCGGUGUGGAAGGGGAGUAUGAGUCUCUCGCCAUUCGUGGUCGAGGAUGAACGCUACCACUACGUGUCUGCGCGAUUUCCACCUGACGCGGAAGCGAUAGCGAACAGGGUUGUGGAGAUUGUCAGAAAAUAG
This is a messenger RNA of Cyphellophora attinorum, 747 nucleotides long. RefSeq lists its product as uncharacterized. The transcript has 2 exons. Bases 1 to 747 code for a protein of 248 amino acids. The record is from RefSeq and is a predicted model, not a curated record. Lineage: Eukaryota; Fungi; Ascomycota; Eurotiomycetes; Chaetothyriales; Cyphellophoraceae.